Molecule: messenger RNA, 1262 nt
Organism: Clunio marinus
Lineage: Eukaryota; Metazoa; Arthropoda; Insecta; Diptera; Chironomidae
Source: the annotation of a GenBank genome assembly
UAGUAGCGAGAGUGGAUUCAACUUGAAUAGUCGUGUCGCUUGUUUUCUUCUCCUCAAUUUUAUGGCAACACUCGAGAUGAGAGCAUUAAAAUUUUUAUUUAUUUUUUGCUUGGGGAUCUUUGAAUUGGGAUCGAUGGUUGAGAGCGUUCCACAAUUGACACAAACAACGGCAGGAAUUUUCUUCCCUUCAGAGGACACAAAUAUAAAGAGAAAACCAUCUCAUAAUCGUAAACCAUUGGAAGAUUUGAGACUUUGUUAUGAGAAUGAAUUGCUUUACCCUGGUGAUAAUGAAGGCGAUUGGGUAUGUGAUUGCAAGCCUGGUUAUGUCCAUUAUCCAGCAACUGGAAAAUGUUACGAAGUUUACACUCAAGGUCCAUGCAAUAAUAAUCAAAUAAUCGUGUUGAAAGAAGGCUCAAAUAUACCUGAAUGUGUUAAAAACCGGUGUGAUAACGGAAAGAUAUUUUACAAUGACAACUGUUACCCGUUAAACAGCGAAGAAGCGUGCAGACAAUAUUCUGCUUAUAUAGGUCGAAGAGUCUUUCUUGUUCCUGAUCCCACAACUAUGAACUUGAUCUGUGCUGAUGAAGAUUUUAGAUAUGCUUGUGUCAUUGAUUGUUGCAUCGCAAUUAAAUCUGAUUCAGGCGUUGUUUAUCCUGAAUCAGACACAAAUGAAAAUAGAAAGCCACAAAGUCAUAUGAGACAACCUGUCACUUCAUCAAAAUGUGGAGAGGGUGAACUGUUGUACCCAGGCGACACUGCUGGUGAUUGGACAUGUGAUUGUCGACCAACAUUUUUGUAUGAUCCUGGAACGAUGAAAUGUUAUCGUGCAUACUCGAAAGGACCUUGUCAAGCAAAUGAAAUCUUCUUUCUCCCCAAAUCUUCAUUUAUACCGAAAUGUGAACAAAAUAUUUGUGGUGCAGGAAGAAUUCUUUUCAACAAUGUUUGCGCUGAAAUUGAUGGUUUUGUGGGAUGUAAACAACCUUCACCAGGAAGAUUUACUCAUCGAGUUGUUGUAGAUGCAACAACAUUGCAAUUAACAUGUUUAUUCCUAACGCAUUCAAGAUCACCCGAACCUAUUGACGAGAAAGAAGGAAUUUAUGAAACAAAAGCUUGCUUUAUAGGUGGAAAACGAUCACAAGAAGGUUUAUGUCCAACAUCAGAAUCAUAAUUUUGACAAUUUAUAUUAUCAAAUUAGUUCCGUUUUUAGAUUAAAGAAUGGACAAAAAAUUUAUGUUAAUGGUUUUUAAUUUUCAAUUUUUCAG